Baudoinia panamericana UAMH 10762 is the source of this 1886-nucleotide messenger RNA. RefSeq lists its product as uncharacterized. The transcript has 2 exons. Bases 219 to 1736 code for a protein of 505 amino acids. Gene Ontology annotation, molecular function: syntaxin binding. The record is from RefSeq and is a predicted model, not a curated record. NCBI's taxonomy places the organism in Eukaryota, Fungi, Ascomycota, Dothideomycetes, Mycosphaerellales, Teratosphaeriaceae.
GUGUUUGGACCGAUAGGCUGUGGCCAACGCUUGUGGCAGAGUCAGCAUCUCUCAUGUCCGGGUUGCCUUUGCGCAGACGAGCCGAGUACGUCGCAGGCUUCACACAGGCGGAGAUCACUCGCACACUCAACAACGCGAGACGGAACGGCCUAUCGCCGUCCCGCUACUUCAUACGGUCCUGCGACACACGGCAGUCGAGAUAGCGUGUCGACCCCAUCAUGGCAACGCUCGCCCACCAAGCCGCCCCUAUGCCUUCCCAACUGCCAAGUGAGGCGCGUAACUCGCCAGCAUCCAUGGACUAUUCGCAAUCGGACGGCUCAACCCCUGCCCCACCACCACCGCCAGCUGCUGCCCCUGCGCCCGCAAAGACGAAUUCGAAGAAGGGCAAGAAAGGCACUAACAAUGCGGCUCCGGACUCGACAGACACGCACAAGCAGCUACUCUCAAAGAUCUCACAGCUUGAGGCAUCGACUACGGAGAAUGCUGCCGAGAACGCCGAGAUUGAGGCUGAAGUCAAGAAGGCCAAUAGGGAGCUGACGAAUAUGCUGAACACGCUCGAACCGCACAAUAGCAAGCUAGACGCACUUCACAGAAGGUACACGGAGCUGUUGGGUGAUAUGAAGAAAGUGGAACGCGAACACAUGAAGGCGAAGAAGCGCGGCGAUCAGCUGCAGAAGGAGAAGGAGGAGGUGAGCAAAGAACGGACGAGAGAGAAAGGCCUGAAGGAGAAGCUGGAGAAGCUGAGUCGAGAGCUCACGCGCGAGAAUAAGAAGUUGAAGGAGGAUCUCCGAGAGCUACGAGAGGCAAGUGUAGAUCGUAACGAAGAGCUUCAAAAACGGCUGGAAGGCCUCGUGCUUGACGUAGAGGAAGUUGUGGCGCCACGGCAGGCUGCGCAGCUGCACCAGCAGAGCGGACAGGAGCUGGAACACGACAAACUCUUUCGAGAGAAGUUUACAAGCUUUCUGCACCAGUACGAGCUGCGGGAGUUGCAAUUCCAGUCACUCCUGCGGACGAAGGACCUUGAGAUUGCAUACCAGACGGCACGCCAUGACCAGCUCAAAAAGGCGCAGGAAAGCGAAUUGAGCAAGAGUCACCAGCUUACCCGGCAAGUUAGCACCUUCAGCCAGACGGAGAACGAGCUCAGAGGUCAGCUCAACGUCUACGUGGAAAAGUUUAAGCAGGUAGAAGACACGUUGAAUAACAGCAACGACCUCUUCCUCACGUUCCGCAAAGAGAUGGAAGAGAUGUCCAAGAAGACCAAGCGCCUCGAGAAGGAAAACCUCAACUUGACCCGCAAGCAAGAAGCGACCAACAAGAACAUCUUUCAAAUGGCGGAGGAGCGAAGCCAAAGCCAGCAGACCAUCGACCGCCUCACGAGAGAGAACGAAAAACUCAAAAAGCUUUGCAGGGCUAUGCAGAGUGGUGGUUACGGAGGCGCAGGCGCAGCGGCUGCAGGUGGGCUACGACACGACGUCGAUGUGGGCGCGGAGUUCGAUGAGGAGGGUGAAGGCACUGAAAGCGAGUAUGAGGAUGACGAGGAGUACGACGAGGAUGACGAUGAAGUGUACGAUGAUGAGACGGAGGAGGAAGCAAUGGAUCCGCCUCCGCCUAAGACUUACGGACCGCCGCCCCCGCCACCACCGCAGGAUCUGCCGAAUGGAAAGCCAAAGGUCGGACAGCCGCCUUCACAGCAGAUGCCCAAUGGAACCGCGGUGGUGAAUGGGGGUCGGCAUUGAUGUACGCGAAAGUCAUACUGAAUCCUACCAUUCUUGCGAGAGAAAGUGGUUACAUGCCAUGUCUAUGCUGCUUCAGGUUAGUGCCGGCUUGGCAUUGCGCUCCUUCCGUUUCUGGCACAACUAUCCUCCAUCAUCCCCGGCUUCCUUCUC